Messenger RNA from Mizuhopecten yessoensis (Yesso scallop), 1515 nucleotides. Its product is annotated as IgGFc-binding protein-like. The transcript is spliced from 3 exons. Bases 1 to 1515 code for a protein of 504 amino acids. The record is from RefSeq and is a predicted model, not a curated record. NCBI's taxonomy places the organism in Eukaryota, Metazoa, Mollusca, Bivalvia, Pectinida, Pectinidae.
AUGGCGCUGUCAGUAAUGGUGGUAGGGAUUUGUCUGUUCACUACAGCACACACAUCAGAUAAUGGCCCUGAAGAGUUCGUGCUUGGUUUUAUGUACAACCCGCCUGCUUCAGAGUCGGACGGUCCCUUAGAAGUUUACGUGACGUCUAGGUCGACAUCUGACAUUAGAGGCAAUGUGUCCUACUCUACAGUGUACCAAACCUUUAUCCUUUAUCCUUUAACGAGCUUACGCAUUGACAUAAGUGUGUUACUAGUCAUGAUGCAAAAAUACCAAUCGAGAGGCCAGAAGGGUGUCGUUGUAAACACUGAUAGGAAGGAUGUGAACGUUGUUUGUCUGACGAAACAGAACGGUUCAUCGGAUGGAUUCAUGUCCAUUCCUACCAGCAAUCUGGGUCAGGUCUACCGCGCAUGCGUAUAUUUUCCCUUUUCAAGAAAAUCCCAGAUAGCUGUGAUCGGAGUUAAAAACAAUACAUCUGUUGUAAUUACACUUUCUGCCAAUGCAAACGCUUCUGGCGCUCAAUUUGGGCCCUUGGUUUACAAUCCCGGCGAUUCUAUUAGCGCAACGAUAAAUAGACUUGAGGUCAUCGCGGUGCAGAGCACAGGUGACCUUUCGGGGUCACGCGUGACAGCUGACCAAAAAGUCGUUUUCUACAGUGGAAACAGCAAUACCGAAGUGAAUGGCGCAGGGCCUGGUCACCUUGUGGAACAACUGGUCCCGGUAAAUCAGUGGGGGACGAAGUUCAUUGUUCCCUCUACCUUACCGAACGGAACAGUAACAGUGAAAGUGAUAUCGGACACGACUUGUCCGACAGCAGUAAUCGCUAAAAUUUGUACGCAUUUCUUCGCGGCUUCAUAUGAAUAUUUUGUCCUAAAAUCUAUCUUAACUUUUGAAAUACAAUAUCAAUACAACUGCUUCUUUAGCUCGGAUGAACCGGUGAUGAUGGUGAUGUAUGUUGCGAUGAGCAACACCACGAAGGACCCCACCAUGACAAUUAUACCUGACGUCGAACAUUUUGAUGAUACCUACGCGUUCGAAGCUCCGCCAACAAAACGGAACAGUCCAGCUUUAGAGAUUGUUCUUGUGUUGGUUGUGAAAGAGGAACAUAAAGACAGCUUAUUGCUGUCUGGUAACAGCUUCUCAGACAGUUUAACAUUUGACAGUGUCCUUGACACUAGUUUCGUUGUCGGGAUUACUACUAUAUCCACCGGUUACCAUACCCUACAGGCCAGUGGCGACUUUCUGGCUAUUAUCUUUGGUAUUGAUGUUGGCGAGAGUUACAGUUUCCCUCUCGGUCUUGCCGAUGUCGACUACAAUUCCGGGCUGUUCAGAGUUGCCACCGACAACUUUUCUACCAGUAACCGGAGAUUCACUUACUACGACAGACGAUGUCGGAGAAACAUCAUGGACGGGGCAUUCUUCGAGCGACUUGAAUUCAGCAGCUGUUGCUUCUACCGAACCCUCAACCACAUUGAAAGUUACAGACUCAACAAUGAGAGCUACAGCCCAAACCUAUAA